Momordica charantia (bitter melon) is the source of this 1524-nucleotide messenger RNA. NCBI's taxonomy places the organism in Eukaryota, Viridiplantae, Streptophyta, Magnoliopsida, Cucurbitales, Cucurbitaceae. The record is from RefSeq and is a predicted model, not a curated record.
AUGACCGGAAGCAAUCGAUCUGAUGGAAGAGACGAUGGCGGCGUCGCCGAUGUCGAAGUCAAUCAAUCUGACUCGGCGACGAUUCUCUACUCGUCGGGCACUACCGGACGAGUGAAAGGCGUCAUACUAACUCACCGGAACCUCAUUGUGGUGAACUCUGCGCCUCGUGGUCUCCACCCUAUGGUCGACCAAGGAGAGAUGGAGCCACAUCCCGCCUCUCUGUGUCUGUUACCUCUGUUCCAUGUUUACGGCUUCGUCAUGUUGAUUCGAGCGAUUGCACGAGGCGAAACCUUGGUUCUGAUGCACAGAUUCCAUUUCGAGGAGAUGUUAAGAGCAGUGGAGAAGUAUAAGGUCAUGUACAUCCCGGUUUCUCCGCCGCUGGUGGUGGCGUUGGCUAAGUCGGAGCUGGCGGCGAAGUACGACCUCAGUUCUCUUCAAAUUUUGGGAUGCGGCGGCGCACCCCUUGCGAAAGAAAUCAUCGACAAAUUCCAUGAGAAGUUCCCCAACGUGGAAAUUGUACAGGGAUAUGGCCUGACAGAGAGUACAGCAGGGGCAUCGAGGACUCUGGGGCCUGAGGAAUCCAAUAAUACAAGUUCAGUAGGUCGCUUAUCUGAAAGUAUGGAAGCCAAGAUAGUGGAUCCUGCGUCUGGAGAGGCUUUACCUCCUGGUCACAGAGGAGAGCUUUGGCUGCGAGGGCCAGGAAUCAUGAAAGGUUAUGUUGGAGAUGACAAGGCAGCUGCUGAAACCUUGCAUCCGGAGGGAUGGCUAAAGACUGGUGAUCUUUGCUGUUUUGAUUCUGAUGGAUACCUCUACAUUGUUGACAGAUUAAAAGAAUUGAUCAAGUACAAAGCUUAUCAGGUCCCUCCUGCUGAACUGGAACAUUUGCUCCAAUCCAACCCCGAGAUCAUUGACGCUGCUGUGAUACCCUAUCCUGAUGAAGAAGCUGGAGAGAUUCCUAUGGCUUAUGUGGUUAGAAAGCCUGGAAGCAAUAUCACUGAGGCCCAAGUCAUUGAUUUCAUUGCAAAACAGGUUGCACCGUACAAGAAAAUUCGACGAGUGUCUUUUAUCAACGCAAUCCCGAAAUCGCCUUCAGGGAAGAUUCUUAGGAGGGAGCUUGUCAAACAUGCCCUCUCUCAAGGUUCUAAUAAAUUCCAAAGCUCUGUGGAAAUGGCGGCCAACCCACCAUCAUAUCAUCAUCUUCAUCAACAACUCUGGAGAACAGCAUCCACGAUCUCCUGCAUGGCCCAUCUUCACACAUAUUAAAAUUCUCCAAAAAGAGACAUGUUUCAGCCUAAUUUCUCAGCGCCGGAAAAAUUCAAUUUUGGAGCUCCUGCCGGCGGUGGCUUCCAUCUUUCAAGGUGAAUUUCUUCUGUAAAUGUUGGUCUUGAUUCCGACCAAUUCAGCCAAAAAAACAACCCCAAAUAAAGAAGACACCUCUGUUAUUGUGUUUCCAUAUUAUUUGAUCUUCAUUUUAAGUUUCGUCUAUAUAUUAGAAAAUUCUAAUAUUUAUUUAUUUUUCGUUUA